Grus americana (Whooping crane) is the source of this 13394-nucleotide messenger RNA. It is a transcript of the gene NAV2, whose product is annotated as neuron navigator 2. The transcript has 38 exons. NCBI's taxonomy places the organism in Eukaryota, Metazoa, Chordata, Aves, Gruiformes, Gruidae. Gene Ontology annotation, molecular function: ATP binding; protein binding; ATP hydrolysis activity. The record is from RefSeq and is a predicted model, not a curated record. Gene Ontology annotation, biological process: nervous system development; neurogenesis. Bases 1354 to 8811 code for a protein of 2485 amino acids.
CCGGUGUCACCAGAAGAAAGACUCCUAAAAGCCGAGUGCCAAGUGUUGCUAUAAUAGGGCUGGAUUACUCACUGUGCUUAUUCAAAUUCCCGUUGACGCUGGCAGCGGGAGUUUUCCCGAAUAGCAACGAACAAUGAGUCAUCUCCAGGUGUUUAUAUUUGAAAGCGCGCUUUUUUUUUUUUGCCUUUUUUUUUUUUUUUAAAAAAUUUCAAAAAGAAACCGGUACGAAGCUCCCUCCGUGCCGCCCCCAGAGCAUCUCUCCUCCGCCCCGGCGCAGCCCCCGCCGAGUUCCCUGCCCGCCGCAGGACUUGAAGCCGCUCCUCCCCCUGCGGAGAGACACAGACGGAGAUUUUUUUUUUUUUUUUUUUUUUUUUUUGUUCCUGCUUCGAGCAGGCAGGGCCAAUCCGGGGGCCGCCCUGCCCGCACCGUGCCGCCGAGGCAGCCGCCGCCCCCCGCCCGGGCUGGUCCCCGUCCUCCCCCGCGGGAGAGGCGCAGGAUGCGCUGAGCAGCGCCGGGCGGGAACCCGCUCCACUGCGGGUUGGGAAGAUGAGGUGGCGGCUGCUUUCCCUUCCGUCUGACAGCCGAAUGAUUUGAUUUUUUUUUUUUUCUUCUCCCUCCAGAUUUUUCAUGAUCAACGCUGGGGGAACGGGGAAAUCUUGUGGCCACUGGCAUAUUUUUAUUUAAAAUUGCUGUCAGUGGACGUUUCCCCUUCUGCUCCGGCAUCGCUGUCCUGUUCACAGCUAUUAAGACUUAAGAAGCUUGAUUCUCUAAGGCUCGUAUCCAAGGGCAUCAGUCAUUAACACACUGAGCUACAUCUGCUUCUUGGCUAAGACUGAAGAAAGACAUCUUAAGCUGGAAAUCCUGCUUGCUCGCUCACUCACUCUAGUGCUUACGGAAGGGGAAGCAUAUGCAGCAGCAGGUUCCUUUUUUUUUUUUUUUUUCUAUUCCAAAAGGCUGCCUGACUUUGAAGAUGCGGUGACAAGAUAAUGGAGUGAAAGUCUCCCAUUUCCAGGGAAGAAAAUUACAGGAGUCAGCCAGAGAAAGGAAGGAGCAAGUUAAAUAACAGCAGAAAUAAGAAGGAGGACAGUGGUGAAGAACUGAAAAUAAAAUUAGAGGAAACAGGUGGAAGGCUGGCAUAAGGCUGGGAGAUAUUUUAGGCUGAAAGUGAUUUUUUUUUUUUAAUUGUUUUUAUUGUUGGUUUUAAAUUCUAAGCUGGUUUUGGAGAUCCCUGCAGUAAACCAGGCUGCUUUAGUGUAGACCAGCUUCCCCAACGUGUCCUUUUCCCUCUCCCUGCCUGCUGUCUCUGCUCUUGCUGCUGCUGACAGAAACGUGUUAGGAAAGCAGAAAGAGAAAAUGCCAGCCAUCCUGGUAGCCUCCAAAAUGAAAUCGGGACUACCUAAACCCGUACACAGCGCUGCUCCAAUCCUGCAUGUCCCAACGGCCAGGACCAUCCCACAGCCCUGUUACCUGAAGUUUGGGAACAAGGUGGAGGUGACGAAGCCAUUGUAUUCCAGCCAGAUUCCUCUCAAAUCUCCUAAUGGACAAGAAAACGCAGGAGAUGGACCCCUACCAAGGAAGAGUAGCUCAGUAGAAAAUGGAUUUGACACACAGAUUUAUACGGAUUGGGCUAAUCACUAUCUAGCAAAAUCUGGUCACAAGAGAUUGAUAAAGGAUCUACAGCAAGAUGUGACUGAUGGAGUCUUACUAGCUGAAAUAAUCCAGGUUGUAGCAAAUGAAAAGAUUGAAGACAUCAAUGGCUGCCCCAAAAAUAGAUCUCAAAUGAUUGAAAACAUAGAUGCGUGCCUGAGUUUCUUGGCUGCUAAGGGGAUCAACAUACAGGGGCUGUCAGCAGAAGAAAUCAGGAAUGGGAAUCUAAAGGCCAUCUUGGGCCUCUUCUUCAGUUUAUCUCGAUACAAGCAACAGCAACAGCAGCCACAGAAACAGCAACCACAACUCCAUCCAUCCCAGCAAGCGCCCCCAGUAUCCCAGCAAGGGGGUCCUCCAUCCCAGUGCCAGGUCGGGGUACCGCAGCAGCAGGUGCCAGCAUCGCUCCAGACUCCGUGCCAACAGCCCCCGCAAGCUGCGCAGCAUCAGUUCAAAGCACAACCAGAAAUGCAGUCCAGUGCAUCUCCCAGGGAUUCAUCUCAAAGCAAAAUCAUCCGAUUCACUCUUGGUCAGAAAAAGUCUUCUAGACUUCCAGGCCCCACCACGAGGGUGUCCGCUGCAGGCAGUGAGGCCAAAGCUCGUGGUUCUAUUAGUGCCAACAAUCGACGCAGCCAGAGCUUUAACAAUUACGACAAAUCUAAGCCUGGACUUCCCCCUCCAACAUCAACAAGUAGCAAUGACAAAGAGCCUGCAGACAGUACAGCCUCCCAGCCCACAGGAAUGAAUGAAAAUGUCUCAUCCUCAGUUCAAAGCUGCAGCAGUACUGUUAGUUGCAAUAACUCAUCAGCCAUCCCUCAGCCCAGCUCUGCUAUUAAACCCUGGCGCAGCAAGUCCCUUAGUGCGAAGCACACAGCUACGUCUUCCAUGUUAUCCGUAAAGCAGCCCGUAUCGGAGCCUCCAAAGCCACCGUCGGAAAUUACCAAAACAACUCCCAACGGUCAAAAAUCCAUGCUUGAAAAAUUAAAACUCUUCAAUAGCAAAGGAGGUUCCAAAGCAGGAGGGACAACGCUGGAGUGUCCGGGGUCUCGGGACAACAGUUGUGAAAAGCUAGAGGCGCUUCUCAGCUUUGAGGAAAGCGAAGAGAUUGAUGCUGCGAAUCAGAACGUGAACAAUCCGGGAUCGAUGUCCAGUAGUCCCAAAAUUGCACUCAAGGGCAUUGCACAAAGGACUUUUAGCCGGGCACUAACUAACAAGAAGAGUUCUCCAAAGGGUAAUGAGAAGGAUAAGGAGAAACAGAAAGAGAAAGAAAAGGAUAAAAGUAAAGACAUUGCAAAGAGAACAUCUAUCACGGAAAAGCUGGAUGUGAAAGAGGAACCAAAAGAAGAACAGACAGCACUAGCAACAACAGAGAUGCCAAAAAAGUCCUCCAAGAUCGCAAGCUUUAUCCCUAAAGGAGGAAAGCUGAAUAGUGCCAAGAAGGAGGCCUCUGCCCCUUCGCACAGUGGAAUACCAAAACCAGGAAUGAAAAACACCACAGGGAAAUCCUCAAGUGCCCCCGUUCCUGCAAAGGAAGGCGAGAGAAGCCGCAGCGGGAAAACCGGCUCGGGGCUCUCUCAUCAGAAGUCUCAGCUGGACAGCAGGCAUUCCAGCUCCUCGUCCAGCCUAGCCUCUUCAGAAGGAAAAGGCGUAGGAGGUCUCAACAGCAGCAGCAGCAGCCAAGCUGUCAACGGACCCGCCGCGACGACACACACCACAGGGAGCAAUACUGUGAGUGUUCAGCUACCUCAUCCCCAACAGCAAUACAGCCACCCGAACACUGCCACGGUAGCUCCCUUCAUGUACAGGUCUCAGACAGACAAUGAAGGGAACGUAACAGCCGAGGCCAGCACAGGAGGGGUCAGCAUGGAUUCUGCUCUUUAUGUCAAAACUGGACAGCCUGCUCUCGAAGACCUCUCAGGAGAGGAUCCAGAAACUCGGCGGUUGCGAACUGUGAAAAACAUUGCCGAUCUUCGACAGAACUUAGAGGAAACGAUGUCCAGUUUACGGGGAACCCAGGUCACUCACAGCACAUUGGAAACUACAUUUGACACCAAUGUCACUACCGAGAUAAGCGGCCGCAGCAUCCUCAGCUUGACGGGACGACCGACCCCGUUAUCGUGGAGACUGGGGCAGUCCAGCCCCCGCCUGCAGGCAGGCGAUGCUCCGUCGAUGGGAAAUGGGUAUCCUCCGCGCGGGAACGCCAGCCGCUUCAUCAACACGGAGUCGGGACGUUACAUGUAUUCGGCACCUUUGCGGAGGCAGCUAGCGUCCCGCGGUAGCAGUGUCUGCCACGUGGACAUCUCGGACAAGGGAAGUGAUGAAAUCGAUCUGGAAGGCAUCACCAUGGAUGCCACCGGCUAUAUGAGCGAUGGGGAUGUGCUGGGCAAGAAUAUCAGAGCUGAUGACAUCACGAGUGGGUAUAUGACCGAUGGUGGUCUGGGCCUCUACACUCGAAGGCUAAACCGGCUGCCUGAUGGCAUGGCUGCGGUGCGGGAGACCAUGCAGCGUAAUACUUCCCUGGGACUCGGAGAUGCUGACAGCUGGGAUGACAGCAGCUCUGUCAGCAGUGGGAUCAGUGACACCAUAGAUAACCUCAGUACUGAUGACAUUAACACUAGCUCCUCCAUCAGCUCCUAUGCCAACACACCUGCCUCCUCCCGCAAAAACUUAGACGCACAGACUGAUGCAGAAAAGCAUUCCCAGGUUGAGCGGAAUUCCUUGUGGUCCAGUGAUGAAGUCAAGAAAUCAGACGGAGGAUCCGAUAGCGGCAUAAAAAUGGAGCCAGGAUCUAAAUGGAGGCGGAAUCCCUCUGAUGUGUCGGAUGAAUCUGAUAAAAGCACUUCUGGUAGGAAGAACACUGUUAUUUCGCAGACGGGCUCCUGGCGACGGGGCAUGUCAGCUCAGGUUGGCAUUACCACACCAAGGACUAAACCUUCAACCACCUCAGGCACAUUAAAGACACCUGGAACAGGGAAAACUGAUGACGCCAAGGUAUCAGAAAAGGGUAGACUAUCUCCUAAAGCUGGACAUGUUAAACGUUCCCCAUCAGAUGCAGGACGCAGCAGUGGUGAUGAAUCCAAAAAGCUUCCCACAAGUAACUCUAGAACAACUGCUGCUAAUGCUAAUACAUUUGGAUUUAAGAAACAGAGCGGUUCAGCCGUAGGCAUGACUAUAAUCACUGCCAGUGGGGCAACUAUCACCAGUAGAUCGGCUACCCUGGGAAAAAUCCCAAAGUCAUCUGGACUCAUGGGUAGGACCACUGGUCGGAAGACUAGUGUCGAUGGCUCGCAGAACCAGGAUGAUGGCUACUUAGCACUUAGCGCCCGAACUAAUCUUCAGUAUCGUAGUUUACCCCGGCCCAGUAAAUCCAGUAGCAGAAGUGGAGCUGGGAAUAGAUCUAGCACAAGUAGCAUAGAUUCCAACAUAAGCAGCAAGUCAGCCGGGUUGCCUGUCCCUAAAAUGAGAGAGCCUGCCAAGGUAAUCCUUGGAAACUCUCUGCCAGGAUUAGUCAAUCAGACUGAUAAAGAGAAAGGGAUUUCGUCUGACAACGAAAGCGUGGCCUCAUGUAAUUCUGUUAAAGUGAACCCUGCAUCACAGACGGCUUCUAGCGGAGCUCAAAGUACUCACCAGCAAGGAGCCAAGUACCCCGAUGUGGCCUCUCCCACUUUGCGCAGACUUUUCGGUGGCAAGCCUAGUAAACAAGUUCCCAUCACAACAGCUGAAAACAUGAAAAAUUCAGUAGUCAUCUCCAAUCCUCACGCUACUAUGAACCAGCAGGGUAAUCUUGAUUCACCAUCUGGCAGCGGUAUGCUGAGCAGUGGGGGCAGCAGUCCUCUAUACAGUAAAAACACAGAUAUGAACCAAUCUCCACUAGCUUCUAGUCCCAGUUCAGCACAUUCAGCUCCUUCCAACAGUUUAACGUGGGGUACCAACGCAAGUAGCUCCUCUGCCGUUAGCAAGGAUGGCAUUGGAUAUCAGUCUGUCAGCAGUCUUCAUACCAGCUGUGAAUCCAUUGAUAUCUCUCUGAGCAGUGGAGGUGGGCUGAGCCAUAACUCCUCCAGUGGCUUGACUCCAGCCUCUAAAGAUGAUUCUCUGACUCCCUUUGUCCGAACCAACAGUGUUAAGACUACGUUGUCUGAAAGCCCUCUUUCUUCCCCUGCUGCUAGCCCCAAAUUCUGCCGAAAUACUUUGCCCAGGAGACAGGACAGCGACCCACAUCUUGAUAGGAACACUUUGCCUAAGAAGGGACUCAGAUAUACUCCAUCCUCCCAACUCCGUAAUCAAGAAGAUGCAAAAGAAUGGCUACGGUCCCAUUCAGCAGGAGGACUUCAGGAUACUGCUGGCAAUUCUCCAUUUUCAUCUGGAUCCAGCAUAACAUCACCCUCUGGAACUCGAUUUAACUUCUCACAGCUUGCAAGCCCAACCACUGCAGCCCAGAUGAGCCUGUCAAACCCAACCAUGCUACGGACCCACAGCCUUUCCAAUGCAGAUGGUCCUUAUGACCCUUAUAGUGAUACGCGCUUCAGGAACAGCUCGAUGUCCCUGGAUGAGAAAAGCAGAACGAUGAGCCGGUCUGGCUCUUUCCGCGAUGGCUUUGAAGAAGUGCAUGGUUCUUCUCUCUCUUUGGUGUCCAGCACAUCAUCUAUUUAUUCGACACCUGAAGAGAAGUGCCAGUCAGAGAUUCGCAAGCUACGAAGAGAGUUGGAUGCAUCCCAAGAAAAAGUGUCAGCUCUGACAACUCAGUUGACUGCCAAUGCUCACCUGGUGGCAGCAUUUGAGCAGAGCCUGGGGAACAUGACGAUCAGACUGCAGAGCCUGACAAUGACAGCGGAACAAAAGGACUCAGAACUGAACGAGUUAAGGAAGACGAUUGAACUCCUGAAGAAGCAAAAUGCUGCUGCCCAGGCUGCCAUCAAUGGAGUCAUCAACACACCUGAGCUCAAUUGCAAAGGACCUGGAGCUGCUCAACCCGCAGACCUGCGGAUCCGAAGGCAGCACUCUUCGGAUAGCGUCUCCAGUAUUAACAGUGCUACCAGUCACUCCAGCGUGGGAAGCAACAUCGAGAGUGACUCAAAGAAAAAGAAGAGGAAGAACUGGUUACGCAGCUCCUUCAAGCAAGCUUUUGGUAAAAAGAAAUCCCCCAAGUCAGCAUCUUCUCAUUCAGAUAUCGAGGAGAUGACUGAUUCUUCGUUACCGUCUUCACCAAAGCUACCACACCAUAACUCUACUGUUUCGACACCAUUGCUGAGAGCUUCCCACUCCAACUCUCUUAUUUCCGAAUGCACUGACAGCGAAGCUGAAACGGUCAUGCAGUUACGAAAUGAGCUAAGAGACAAGGAGAUGAAGUUGACUGAUAUUCGUCUAGAAGCCCUUAGCUCCGCUCAUCAGCUUGAUCAGCUUCGGGAGGCGAUGAACAGAAUGCAGAGUGAGAUUGAAAAAUUAAAAGCAGAAAACGAUCGGCUGAAAUCUGAAAACCAUGGCAGCUGUAGUAGGGCUCAGUCUCAGGUUUCAAUUUCGUCCUCUCCAAGACAUUCAGUGGGUCUCUCUCAACACAGUUUGAACCUCACGGAGUCGACCAGUCUCGACAUGCUGUUAGAUGACACUGGAGAUGGCUCUGCCCGGAAAGAAGGAGGCAGGCAUGUCAAAAUAGUUGUCAGCUUUCAGGAUGAGAUGAAAUGGAAGGAGGAUUUGAGGCCUCGCACCUUCCUCAUAGGCUGCAUUGGAGUCAGUGGCAAGACCAAAUGGGAUGUUCUGGAUGGGGUUGUAAGACGGUUGUUUAAGGAGUAUAUCAUUCACGUGGAUCCCGUGAGCCAGCUGGGUCUGAAUUCAGACAGCGUUCUGGGCUACAGCAUUGGAGAAAUCAAGCGCACGAAUAGUGCAGAGACACCUGAGCUGUUGCCCUGUGGCUAUCUAGUUGGAGAGAACAACACUAUUUCAGUUACCAUCAAAGGUAUCUGCGAGAACAGUUUGGACGGUCUGGUGUUUGAAUCACUGAUCCCAAAGCCUAUACUGCAGCGGUACGUCUCUCUCCUGAUGGAACAUAGACGGAUUAUCUUAUCUGGCCCCAGUGGCACUGGCAAAACAUACCUGGCCAACCGUCUGUCGGAGUACAUGGUCCUUAGAGAGGGCAGGGAGUUGGCCGACGGCAUUAUUGCCACCUUCAACGUGGACCAUAAAUCCAGUAAGGAGCUCCGCCAAUACCUGUCCAACCUAGCAGACCAGUGUAAUAGUGAAAAUAACGCUGUGGAUAUGCCUCUUGUAAUCAUUUUGGAUAAUUUGCAUCAUGUUAGCUCCCUUGGAGAGAUCUUUAAUGGACUUCUAAACUGCAAAUACCACAAAUGUCCGUAUAUUAUUGGCACAAUGAACCAAGCCACCUCCUCAACACCUAAUCUUCAACUUCACCAUAAUUUCAGAUGGGUGCUAUGUGCUAACCACACCGAGCCAGUCAAAGGCUUUCUUGGCCGUUUCUUGAGAAGAAAACUAAUUGAAACGGAGAUCAGUGGCAGGAUGAGAAAUGCAGAGCUUGUUAAAAUUAUUGACUGGAUUCCCAAGGUCUGGCAACAUCUGAACAAAUUCUUAGAGGCUCACAGCUCCUCUGAUGUUACUAUUGGUCCACGGCUCUUCCUCUCCUGUCCGAUAGAUGUAGACGGUUCUAGAGUUUGGUUUACUGACUUGUGGAACUACUCCAUCAUCCCGUAUCUUCUGGAGGCAGUUAGAGAAGGGCUACAGUUGUAUGGGAGGAGAGCGCCCUGGGAGGAUCCUGCCAAAUGGGUAAUGGACACCUACCCCUGGGCGGCCACCCCGCAGCACCACGAGUGGCCUCCUCUGCUACAGCUGCGGCCCGAAGACGUGGGCUUCGACGGCUACUCGAUGUCACGGGAAGGCUCCACCAGCAAACAAGUUCCAGUGAGUGAUGCCGAAGGAGAUCCUUUGGUAAGCUCUCGGUUUUUUAAAACAGCUUCGUUUCCCUUGUUUCUAGGGAUUAGAAACGGGAAUUACAAAGUAAAGGAUAGCCGAGGCGUGUUUAGAAGUCUUGGAAUGAGACGGCAACAUUUUUGGGGAAGUCAUCACGUCAGCUUGCGGAAUGCGUUCGCACAGAAAGCCCAUACAGUUUUGCAAGAAGCAGUGGGAGAAGCUUUUCAGGCUCAUUUGUUGAGGAUAUUUUGAGGAUUCAUUUUCUGAGGAGUGACUGGGGAUGUGUGUAAUAAACUUAAUUUCUACACUGUGGAAUUAAAUAUGUGAUCUUGUUAAACGUGCUUGAGUAACACAGUGGAACCAUUUCAUUUAGCCUGUUUUGCCACAAUCAGACAAUAGGCUUGUUGCUUUACUUCACGUGGUUUUUAGAGCUGUAUUCUUGACACCGUGACUGACGUGUAAUUUAUGAAUCAGAAAUACCAUACAAGCAUAUAGGGAAACAUUACCGUACAUUUGCAUAGAAUGUAUAAAUUGAGCUUGACGGUAACACUAAAUACGCAUUUUCUUCCAAUGGGAAACAGCUAUUGAAACUGCUGUGCAAACUAUGAAUGCCCUGAGGCUCUUCUCUUGAGGUGUAUGUUUUUCCAGACAGUUGGGAGUGUAGAACGUGCGUUACAGCUUUUACUAGCUCAUGUACACAUAUGCAAAUACCAAGCUAGAUAUCAGGACAUUUGGAUUUGCCUCUCUUGACUGAUCUGUCUGUAUUUCCAUGGGUCAGAGGAGGAGAAGGGUAAGAUGCUUGCAGAAUCCUGUCGGGUAUGGCUGUGGACUAAUCCCUUCAAUCUUCUCAUUUUCACCUUUUCACGCCUAACUUGCAUGCUGCUAUAACACGUUCUACAGUUAAUACCUCUUUUCAGAGACUCAGUAUUCGUUACCCUGACUGUCUCUUCCCUUCCUUUGUUACCCACUGGCAAAAUGAAUGCCACUGGAGCUUGCAUAUGGAGUUGAUAUUUUUUACCUCAGAAUACAAAUAAUCAUGAAUUCCUGUGCCUGUGCAGAUGAACAUGCUAAUGAGACUGCAAGAAGCAGCCAACUACUCAAGUCCCCAGAGUUACGACAGCGACUCUAACAGCAACAGCCAUCACGAUGACAUCCUCGAUUCGUCUCUGGAGUCGACGUUGUGAUCUUGCUCAACUAGAAACAGGUCGUUUCCAUUAUUGCUCUCCUACUUGGCAAGAACCCUGAUCACAGACUCAUGAGAAGAACGCGUUCCUGGGCUGGGAUCUCAGUAUUAGAGCUGCAAGAACAACAAGACACUUGGAGUCAGUCUUGAGCCUGGGUGCAGGCAACCCAAGCAACCUUUGUAUAGUUUUUCUUUUGACGAUAACGAGAACUGCACUAUUCCUUUGUUUUCUUCUGUUUAGUUGCUGUAAGCUCUCAUGCCUAAGAUACUGAAGAUGUUAAAAAUAAUCAUCAUUACUAAAAGUUGAAGGUGGGGGGGGACACACACUUCACAGCUUUGUGCCAUGUACUGUCCAGAAGGAGAGGGGAGAGGAAAUUUUUGCCUAUGCUGCUUCUGACCAAACACAUAUAGGUGAGGGCUGGACUUUUACCGAUCAGCUUUGUGGAUUCAACUCAGCUUCAUAUAGUUCUGGUGCUAUAAUAAUAUUGCUUGCCUCAGUAAUAAUACUCAGUAAAGGCAAAGCUGCAAAACAGGGAAGUUUGAAUAAAUAUUAAAAAAGAGAAAAGGAAAAAGAAAUAAAAAAAAAAAGAAGAAAAAGCGCUGCUCUCCUUGCCAGUCUGAGACCUUGGCUUGCUUUCAUUGUGUGUUUAUAAAGAUAUAUAUAUAAAUAGGAAUAUAUAAAAAUAUAUAUACAGUCUGAACAAAUCAGGUUUUUUCAAACACUGUGUAACAAUCAGCCCUAGUACAAGUGAAAGAUCAGGUAGCCCUUUGCUAGUCAGGGCCUGAUUCUCUUCCCACUUACAUCCAUGUAACCAACUCGGUUGACUUCAGUGGCAUUACACCCCAUUUAUUUACGCUGAUGAGAGCGAGUUUCCCUCCUCCUCCUCCUCCUCCUCCUCCUCCGCAGUCAGCGAAAGGGCCGUGCCCCGUGAAGUCCUCCAGCUCCAGAGGACCUUGGGCAGUGCGCAGGCAUUGAGCCCCGUACGCGGAGGUGAGCUACGCCCCUGAAAAAGGGAUUAAUCAGACUUUCAGUUUUUAAUUCUUGCCGUGAAAUGUUACAGCUGUUUUCUGACAACUUUGGGCUUUGUUCAGAGUUUUUGUUCCAAUCAGCACAACCAUAAAUGGGUUAAUUAAAACUCAGCUCUGUGACAGUUCCAGUGCUACUCUGGUGACAACAUUUACUUCCAUGACUUUUCUUUUAAAUUUCAAAAAAAAAAAAAAAAAAGGUAUUUCAGCAGUGUUCAGGUCUGGGGGGAAAAAAAAAAAAAAAAAAGGAGGGAAGGUACUGCGUCUUUUAAGUUUAGCCGGGCCAUGCUUUUGAGUUUUGGCAGAGCUGUGAACCUGGUUUUAUUUCUCCUCCUCUCUGAACGCGCACACCUACGCUGCCAGUGUUAAGGCUUGUACUUCUGCUGGGGACCAAGAACACCUCCCAGGGAACUGCCCUUUCCUUCGUACGGAAGCAAACGCUUACACCACCAUCACCACAACGUCAGCUGUACCUCAGCAAAAAAAAAAAAAAAGGUCACUCCUCGAUAUCGAUUUGUACUAGCCUUUCCAGCUAUCUUUUGGUGCUGCAUUUUAAAGCGAUGCCUUAUUUUGUACUAAUUGUGUUUUGAUUAAAUUAGUGCUGUAUAUUAUGGGAUUUUAUUUAAAGAAACAGGGCUAAAGUCAUCUCUCGGAAUAUCAUUGCUGUGAAUAUUGUUUAUAUGAGAUACUAGAAUUUGUUUAAAUGUGACAAAAAAGGAGGGAAAUGAGAGAACUUUUCAGGUUCAUACCAAUCCGCAGCUAAUAAAUCACUGAAGAGCUGUUUUAUCCAUGCAGGAGACAAAAAAAAAAAAAGCUUUUCAACUAUAAUAAAUGCUGUCAUUAAUAAAUUACAGGAAUAUGCUGGUUUUUCAGUGUACAGAGAGAAAACUUAUUGCAAACACUUUUUUAAGAGCUUGUGGGUUUAAUGUAAUGUAACAGACAAGUUCAUGCUUCUGUGACUCAGCUUGAGAGGAUCGGUUUAUUAUACCUCAUGACUUUCUGUAACAUAACUGUACUUUGUCUUACUGAGCUGGUCUUGAAUCUGCUCCUGUUACAACUUUUAAGUGCUGAUGACUUUUUUUUUUUUUUAAAGAAAAAUAUUGUAAAAGAAAAAUUUAAAUAUUUUAAUGAUGGGGGGGGGAAGAGCUUGGUGGUGUUACUGUUUUAACUUGAUGAACUCUAAUUCAUUAUUUCACUGAAUGAAAUACCAAGGGUUACUCAGCCAAUGUUCCUAAUCCAGUUCUUGGUACUGUAAAAACAGGAUAAAUCUGUAUGGAAUCAAAUACAUAGCAUGCUGAUGAUGAGUUUGAGAGAGGUUACUUUUUCCAGUAGUCUUGACAAUUCUGCUUCCCAGCACUGACUUUACCUGCUACUACUGUGAAUUUUGGUACCUAAUCCCCCAACUGAAUCCAUGCAGAUCGAGCAUGUGCCUGUAAAAAAAAAAAAAUCCAGUUGCAGGGCUAGGGCUUUAAAUGGACUUAAUAUCCUAGAAAAUGUCUCAGUUACCCUUUAACUGAGUGCUAUAAGACAUGUUUAAAAUGGUGUUUUAUUUGUGGGGAACGGGGUUUGGGUUUUUUUUUUUUUUUCUCAUUUUUAAUCCUGUGCUUAAGCUCAGGAAGGAUUUGCUGUUAUCUAUUAUUUUUUAUUGACACUAGCUUGGAUUACAGUGAGCGAGGCAAUUUCGAGUAGGCUAGUCAUUCUAAGCAUCACAAUAUUCAGUGUCUUUUCUGAAACUUCGGGAAGCAGGGUUACCUGUUGUGCACACGUCUUAGUUUUUAUCAAGACUUUUCAUAGAUUAAGUCUUUCUUUAAGUGACUUUGUUCUCAUUUAAGGCUUUUUCAAAAUGCUUCCUUUUUUUUUUCUUUUUUUUUUUGCCUUUUUUUCCUUACGAAGUUGGCUUGUUUAAAAAAAAAAACAAGAAAGAAAUGCAAGAUUCUAUGCAACAUUCAUGUUGAGUUAUAAAUUGAAAGUAUAAACCGUUUUCUUUCCUUCAGAACUGCCAAGAAUGAUACAGGCCAUAAAUGAGAUGUGGUUUAUUUGGGGAAAGGGAGGGAGGGGGGGUUGGUUAGCCUUUUUGUACAUUUUGGAAGAAGCAAACUGAUAUUUCAUUGUUGAUGCUUGACUUCGAUAUUAUGUGUAUGAAAACUUGUCUAAAUGUGGCAAUUUUCUUUCAAGAAAAAAAAUACAAAAACAAAGCAAAAAAAUCUUUCUUUGUUGAUAUUAAAUGGAAGGUUGCUGUUUUGAUCUAGUCGUUUCCAGUGGAACAGUUUAUGAAAUAUGUUCUAUAAGAUGUACAUUUUUUCAUUGUAACAUAGAAAUGUAAAUAUUUGAUUAAAAGUGCUGCAUUUUGAUGAAUUUUUUCUAGCCAUUUUUAAAGAGAAAAACUAGGAAUUGAGUAUUUUGUGUACGUUUAUGAUGUUUUCCAUUUGCUCCUCUCCCUAUUUAAUUUUCAGUUCUCAUUUAGGAUUGGAAUUUGUGAAUGGUCUGUUUGAGAUCAUGCGUCCCCUUUCUCACCCUCCCCGUUUCUCCCCCUUUCCCGCCCCCUGUGUCAUGGAGAAUAAAGCUGAUGAUUGUACCAGUCUUAAAUUAUUCAUGAUUCAAUAAAAUUGAUGCUUAUUUAUUCAGA